Molecule: messenger RNA, 1198 nt
Organism: Rhagoletis pomonella (apple maggot)
Lineage: Eukaryota; Metazoa; Arthropoda; Insecta; Diptera; Tephritidae
Product: paramyosin, long form-like
Exons: 9
Coding region: 344-1198 (284 amino acids)
Source: RefSeq, a predicted model, not a curated record
UCGAACGACACCGGGAUCUCUUGUUCAGUAGAUCACCAGCCUUUCUCCGACGUUUAUUACGAAUUAUUCGGUGACUCGGUGACAACUACAACUUUUGUGUGUGGAGUGCGAAAUAAUUUCUGAUUUAGUCUCACACCUACAAAAUUUUUGUUACUGGAGGAUAACAACUGCAUUGCAGGGAAAUCGAAAUUUUUCCACACAACAACAACCAGACACAAAACGCGGGGGCGCGAACGAAGUGUUCACCUGAGUGAAAAACUUAAAAUAAAUAAUAAUUUUCAUUAUUCAUUAAUUAAUUUUAUAAAUUAAAUUUACAACAAAAAAAAAACACAAAAAAAGUAAAAUGUCCUCGUCGCAAGCAGUACGCUCAUCGAAAUACUCGUAUAGGGCCACCUCAACUGGACCGAGUGGAGCUGAUAUCUCCAUUGAAUACAGCUCUGAUUUGGCCGCCCUCUCCCGUUUGGAGGAUAAAAUCCGUUUGCUCCAAGAUGAUCUUGAAGCCGAACGUGAAUUGCGCCAAAGGCUAACCGAAUGUGUAAAUAAUGUAAUUAUUUUAACAUUUAUGAGCUUUGGCAUUAUGCCAUUGCAUUUUCAUGUGGGUGUUGUGGACAGUGAAGUUGAAGUGCUCAUUAUCGACUUGGAGAAAUCUAAUAACACUUGCCGCGAAUUGACCAAAUCGGUCAACACACUGGAGAAGCACAAUAUUGAAUUGAAGAGCCGUCUCGAUGAAACGAUCGUCUUGUACGAGAAUAGCCAACGUGACCUGAAGAACAAGCAUGCCGAUUUGCAGCGCACCAUUCAUGAAUUGGACAAAGUCAAGGAUGCUAACAACCAAUUGGCACGUGAGAACAAGAAAUUAGGAGAUGAUCUCCAUGAAGCCAAGGCUACAAUCAAUGAGUACAGCCGCCGUUUGCAUGAAUUGGAAUUGGAGUUGCGCCGCUUGGAGAACGAGCGCGAUGAAUUGACUGCUGCCUACAAGGAAGCUGAGGCUGGUCGCAAGGCUGAGGAGCAACGCGCUCAACGCUUGUCAUCUGAGUUCAACCAAUACCGCCACGAUACCGAACGCCGCCUAGCUGAGAAAGAUGAAGAGAUUGAGGCUAUUCGAUGUGAGAUCGUUCUGUUUGCGGAAAUUAUAAAGUCCUAUCUUGAAGAAACUAGUUCGGGCCGACAAUGUGGCUACAGACCUGCGCGGAUAUAG